GCAUGCCCUUGCGUGCGUUCUCGCGUCCCGGAAGCUGAGAGCGCAGUUCAGCAGUUCCCCGUUGGCGGUUUCCGCGAGUGAAGAGAGAGGGAGGGGAGAGAGAGCAAUAGAGUAGACGGUGGUGAUGCACUAAAACCUAUACGGGCGGAGAUACAGGCUUGACAUGUCCAGGCUUAUCUACCAUGGAUGCAGAGAUGAUCCCCAAAUUCUCUUCGAAAGACGAGGAAAUUGAUUACUGGAAGGCUCUUUCCCUCAAGUACAAGAAAAGCUGCCAGGAGGCGCGGGACGAGCUGCAGGAGUUCCAGGAGGGCAGCCGGGAGCUGGAGGCGGAGCUGGAGGCCCAGCUGGGCCAGGCGGAGAGCCGGAUCCGGGACCUGCAGGCGGAGAACCAGAGGCUGAAGAGCGAGGUGGACACCCUCAAGGAGAAGCUGGAGCAGCAGUACGCGCAGAGCUACAAGCAGAUCUCCCUGCUGGAGGACGACCUGGGCCAGACGCGCGGCAUCAAGGAGCAGCUGUACCGAUACGUGCGCGAGCUGGAGCAGGCCAACGAUGACCUGGAGAGGGCCAAGAGGGCGACCAUCGUGUCGCUGGAGGACUUUGAGGCUCGGCUGAACCAGGCCAUAGAGAGGAACGCCUUCCUGGAGAGCGAGCUGGACGAGAAGGAGUCGCUCCUGGUGUCUGUGCAGAGGCUGAAAGACGAGGCCAGAGACCUGAGGCAGGAGCUGGCGGUGCGGGAGAGGAGCGCGGACGUCGGCAGGCUGUCGGCGCCCAGCUCGCCCAUGCAGGACGCGGAGCAGGCCGAUUCCGCCGUCCAGGCCUCCCUGUCCCUCCCGGCCACGCCCCUGGGCAAGAUCAUGGACAACGCCUUCCUCAGCCAAACGGUUCUGAACAAUGGCAGCUCUCCCCUGACGCCGUCGGCCAGGCUGUCGGCUCUCAACAUCGUGGGGGACCUGCUCAGGAAAGUGGGGGCCCUUGAGUCCAAACUGGCCGCUUGCAGAAACAUGGCCAAAGACCAGGCGGCCAGGAGGGCCCUGACCGGCGUCACCAACGGCAACAUCGGCAGCGCCAAAUUCUCCCACGCGCUUCAGUCCUGCUCCGACAAACCGACUGUGAAUGGCCUGGGUCCGGUCACGCUCGCCGCCAUAACCUCCACCCGCACAGUGUCCCCGCCGAGCAUGCUGCCUCUCAGCGUCUGACCCGCCCCUCCCCCCUAAGCAGCCACACCCUCUGCAGAGAGGACCCUGGUUCGAGCGUGGACAGUACCGACCAAUCACAGGCCUCCCUCUUCUUGCACUGAGUGCAUCUGUUCAGAUGCUCCGCCCCCUUCUGUGAGAGACGGGGGAGUGGGCUUCGCCCACAACUACUCCUAUCAAACCUUCCGUCAUUUCUUGCAGUUUUUUUGUUAUUUAUUUUAUAAAUACGUGUAGCGUGUGUGUGUGUGUGUUGGUUUGUUUGCACUUCACAUUAAUUGCACAGGUAAAUUUUCUUUUUCGGAAAGUAAGUUUAUCGACUGACAGAAUGAUUUAUUUUCAUUCACCGUUGUGUAUGCCAGUGUUUGCUUUCCCGUGCGUGCGUGCUCGUGAAGCAGAGGGGGCGCGCGCGGCUGACCGAUCGGCAGAGUCCGGGCCGUGGGGUCAGACGCGCUGCUGCGCGGUCCCCUUGGACGGACAGCGGGAAGCGGGGCCUACCUGGCAGCCCGCGCGCUGGGAGCAGCUCACCUGGCGUCCACCGUCCAGCGACGCAUUGGGGAGGAAGCAGGACUGCCCGCUCACAUCUCUGCCAUAGCGCAGAUCAGCUGAUCAGGAGUGUACCCACUCACAUCUCUGCUAUAGUGCAGAUGUACCCUUCAGCGAGGUGUUUACAUAAAUUAUUAGCUUAAUAAGACAUGAUUGGUGUUUUAAUAAAAUAAUAGUAAUAAAAGAGACAAAAGGCUGAAUCACAUUGGUAAGAAAAAAUGGCUCUUUACCAGUAAAUCAUAAUUAAUUUAUUUUUUUAAAUCUAAUUACUGUGCUGCCCUGUCAAGUCUGAUAUUUGAAUGUUUUUUUUAAUUUUAUAAAUUUUGUUUCAACGUGUGUUGUCGUCCACUUGUGUCCAGGCACACGAGUGGUCUUUCGCAACGAGCUGCUACCGUACAUGUUGAGUCACACGUGUGACGCACUACCGUCCUGACCCGGUUUUAUAAACGGUUCAAAAAAUAGAAGUGCGGGCGGCUUUUUUAGGCUGUGAUCGUAGGCUGAAUGUGUUCGCGUUUCUCGUUUCUUUGUUUGAAACUCGUGCUUUCGGCAUCGCCGUCAUUCUGAGAGCUGUCAUUGUGCUCAUGUGCCACGUUGGUUCUUUUGCGGGGUUUGACUUUUGUGAAAUGCAUUCCGGUUUUGAUUUUCACUAAAUGCAUUUUGUUUCGUACAUGUAUUUGCUUUUUCCACACUGCAGUGCUCCCCCCAGCUAAAAGCAGGUUGUUCUUCCAUAGGUUGGCUUAUCUAUAGGGGCAAUUCCACAGAAGCCAAACCCAUAUUCAAUAUGAGUGACACAUUUAGGCAGGGUUAACAGGAUUUGUUUUAUAAAUAAAAUUUUUCAUUUUUUUCUGGAUUUUUCAGUAAUUUAAGUGACGGCAGACCAUGGUAUUUUAAGUAACAAUGCAGGGGACAAAUGUACAGCUAAAUCUAUCAUGAUAAAUGUAAUUUUCCCUUCAGGUUGUGCACUCUGGUCAUGUUAUUUUAUCCUGUUUGUUGUUGCACAGGUAUCCCAGCAUCCCCCUUUGUAUAUACUCUUGGUUUAUAAGGUAAGAUUUUAUAUAUGACUCACCUGCCAGAGUGGAGACUGAUUUAUCUCAGAUUGUUUAGGGCAUGUGUUUAAAUUGUUGUAAAUUAUAUGUACGUUAAAGCUCUUAUACCCCAAUGUGGAACUGUUUGUGUACUGUUGAAAUCUGACAAUAAAGAAAUUGAACCCAUAGGUUCUGUUUGGCCUGUU
Messenger RNA from Anguilla rostrata (American eel), 2967 nucleotides. RefSeq names its product nuclear distribution protein nudE-like 1-B. The transcript is spliced from 9 exons. The record is from RefSeq and is a predicted model, not a curated record. Gene Ontology annotation, biological process: chromosome segregation; centrosome localization; establishment of mitotic spindle orientation. Bases 183 to 1196 code for a protein of 337 amino acids. NCBI's taxonomy places the organism in Eukaryota, Metazoa, Chordata, Actinopteri, Anguilliformes, Anguillidae. Gene Ontology annotation, molecular function: microtubule binding. Gene Ontology annotation, cellular component: kinesin complex; kinetochore; centrosome.